Eurytemora carolleeae is the source of this 1138-nucleotide messenger RNA. RefSeq lists its product as uncharacterized. The transcript is spliced from 4 exons. Bases 18 to 998 code for a protein of 326 amino acids. Gene Ontology annotation, biological process: sensory perception of taste. NCBI's taxonomy places the organism in Eukaryota, Metazoa, Arthropoda, Copepoda, Calanoida, Temoridae. Gene Ontology annotation, cellular component: membrane. The record is from RefSeq and is a predicted model, not a curated record.
UCAAUCCACAUUCAACCAUGAAGCUUCUAAGACUUUUCAUCAAAUUAUACUUAAUUCCUCUUCAAAACAAAAAGUACGAAUUUUUCAGCUGUAAAAUGUUUAUUUCCUUGAUUAUCUGGUUUUGUAUUCCUAUUGGUCUGUUCACAAUUUCCAUUUAUCUUCAAUAUGUUUCCAGUUAUGAAGUGAUAGAGUACAAUCCAGUUAUUUUGGCCAGUACAGUCACAGUAAUCCUGAACAUAGUUGCACUAACAUUGUUCAUUCCUGGAUUACUGGCAAAUCUUGUGGAAAAGUCUGAAAUUGAUCUUGAUGUCAGCAAGUACUCCAAGAAAUGGGUUGCUUUGUAUUUUAUAAUCUUUCUGACCUCAACUGUUUUGGGGAUAUUCCGUUCGGAUAUGAAAGAAAACAUGAUCUACUUUACUGCUGCAACACUGUUCUGCCAGAUAAUGAUUGCAAUGCUUCUGGUAGCCUACUUCAUUACAACUAAUCUAGUCUGCACUUCCUUUAUUAUGGAGGCUACUGAUUUAAGCAAGAAAAAGGAUGAAGCAGAGACUGUGUUAUGUUCCAUACAUCUAGUGAAGAAGAUAAGAAUUCUAAAAAGUGGGUUUAGUCCUCUUAAUUUCUGUAUUCUGACAAACUACACCACUUGCAUGAUAGUCUGUGCUUACAGCGGAUUUUAUUACCUGAAGCUUCGACAAUAUUUCCUAUUUUUAUCUUUUACUAUCAGUGUUGUAAUGUUUCUUUUAGUCAUCUACUCUCUCAUCUCUGCAUGUGAUGAAGUCUUUCAAGCUUUAUCCUCCAACAAUGAUAAACUUAGAAAGAUGUCACUGAUUGUGGAUGAUGAUUUGAAGCAUAAAAUUAUUACAGUUCUUGAGAUGAUCAAAGAAGAAGGACCGUUCACUGCUCUUGGAUUCUUUGCAGUGGAUAAAUCUACUUUCAUGACUAUUAUUGGAUGCACCAUUAACUAUCUGGUUAUUAUGCUCUCUUUCAAUUCAACUUAGUCUAACAUAUUAAUCAGUACUACUGCUUGUCUCUCUUUGACAACAGGAGGCCAUCAUUUGCUUUAUUCUAGAUCAUACAUGUGACAUAAUAACUUUUUUGUAUGUUGUUUAAUCAAUCAAUCAAUAAUAUAAGAAACUUA